AUGUCGUAUGCGCCGUCCCAUGGCUAUGGAGCUUACUACAAUGUGGACCAGCAGCAGGCCUCCUAUUCAUCUGAACGACAAGCGCAACCUAAUAACUAUGCUCCGUCUACAUAUGCGAACGAACGCCCUUCGCAGCAUACGCCCUCUGCCUACGACUUCCACGGUCAGCCACAGUCCAGCUAUGGGGGCGCCAACCAGCAGUCAUAUGGAAACGAAGCGUGGAGAGACAGCCACAUGCAGCAGGGUCAGUAUGACUACAGACGAGAAACCUCCGGCUACACCUCGCAGAGUGCUGCAAACAACGAUAGCUACAACUCCAACAAUACCUCGGGGAGGGCUUCGAACCUGCAAGGCCUGAACAACCUAGUAUAUGCCUCAGGCUUGGACAGCGCCCCAUCUAGCAGCAAACAACCAGCAGCUUCGGGGUCGUUUGGGUAUGUUGGAGGUACGGGUGGCAGCUCUAUUGCUCGUAUGCAGUCGCCAAUGCAUAAUUUCCAGCAGCCACAACAGCACCAAUGCUCGACAAAUCCUCCGGCCACGACCGCCCCAACCACCUCGCAGCAGGCGUCCGUCGUAGAGGCACUGGCUGGUGCUAUGAGCCGAAGGAACCAGCAGAACACCGCCAUGCAGACGCAGGCACCUCAGUCUUCUGCCUCAUCAUACGCGCCAGCCCAGAGCCAUGGACGUGCUUCAUCUGCACAGUUGCGCCCCGCAACUUCAAGUCCCAAUUCGUCAAAGCAACGUGCGCCGGCGGAAAGCACGAGCAGCACCCAGAGAUCCAAAGCUAACCAGCCAUCUGCAGCUUCUCAGUCCAACAGCAUCUCAAAUCUGGUGGCAUCGAACAAGGAACCUGUGCCAACAUCAGAGGCCGCAGCUCAAGACACUAUGCCCACGUAUAUUGACCCAAGCCAAGUCUUCAACCCAUAUCAUAGGGAGCAUGAGCGAAAACGGAAAGAAGCCGCGGAAGCAGAGAUGCGUAGGUUAGAAGAGGAAGCACGGCGAAGUGAAGAAGAGGAAAGGAAAAGGGUCCAAGAUGAAGCACGACUGAAAGAAGAAGAAGAAGCAAGGAAGAGGCUCGCGGAGGAGACGGUGGCAAAAGCGGCGGCCGCCGCCGCAGAGGCAGCGAAAACGAAGGCAGUGCAACAAAAGACUGAAAAGAUCAAGAGAACGCCAAAGCCGAAGAAGCCACAAGCGGAUGCGGCUGCCGCGGCUUCGACUUCGCCACCAGCUGCCGAUGACAUGGCGCUCCAGAUGAAGCACAUGAUGGACAAAAUGAAGGAAUUCCGGCAACAAGAUCCUGCCAUGUUCCAGAAGCUUUGGGACGAUAUGAGAAAGGGAGGCGGCAACACGGCUACUAGUGCGCCGAACAAUGUUGCUUCGUCAGCCUCGCCUCAAAUGGCCCCUCAGAGUGUACCUCUGGCCCCUCCUCAGGUGCCAGCUCAGGCUCAGCCUAGACCUCAAGCCACACAAUUAACGCCGCAAGGGAUGUCAGGGAGCUCUACUGAGUCUUCCGAACCCUCCUCAUCCAAGAAACGAGAACGCAGACUUCCUCCUCAACAUCCUCCUGGAGUCGAUCUCAGUGUUCCUCUAAAUGGCUGGAAGGUUGUCGUGGAUAAUAACGACAAAGGACUACCAGAUCUAGGACGUUUUCCGGCCGAACGACGAAUACGAAAUCCCUAUCAGGUGAAUCCCAAGAAUAAUGCCGCCCCAGUCGAGAGCACUCCCAAAGCACCCGCCCCCACUGGGCCUGUCCCCAAUCAGCCAUUACCUGCCAAAAGUGAUGGAGGGGGUGUCGAGUGGCCGAAAGACAAACGAGAGGCGUUGGCAAAAGCUGCUGUCGAAGCUCUGAAAGCUGAUAAGGCCAAUGAUUCGGUUGAGAUCUCUGCCGAGGAAGUUACCGCUAUGCUUGACCAGAAUCCGAACUACAUCGACCUGUGCGGUUUGCUCGAGAAGAGGGGCCUCACGUUUCAACGUGGGCAGUUCGCGCGACAGCUUCUGGCCAGCGUUCCUGAUCUUACGAAGGCACAGAAGCAAGAGCCACCGCACGCUGUCACCAACAUUCCUCCCCCGCAUAUGCAGACAUCUGCGAUGAACGCCUUCCAGCACCCUCCGCCGAUCAUGACCCAGCCACCACAUCCCCCACCCAUAAUGAACCAUUCUCAACAUGCUGUCCCGCCGCACAUGCAAGCCCCACAACCUCCAGGCCAUCCUGUGCAGCAUUAUCAUCCGAUGGGUUCUGCAGGUCCGACCGGGCAUGCACCAACACCGUUGCCCAUUGGAGCGUCACCGCAGGGCAUGCUGUUUCCGCAAGCAGGGUUUCAAGCCCAUUUCUCUUCACCAUACGUGAAACCCGAGGUGAGAAGAAGCCACAAGCGCCAGUCUCUGCCACCCGCUAGGCCAGAGCCACCUCCGGGAUCCAAAGAGGCAUUGGCACGGAAGCGUAACUUCUCCGAGCUUGUGGAUCUUACGCAGCUGAGCGAUAACGAGAACUACGUUUUAUCGAGCAAUGCGCGUGGGAACAGUGCAUCACCAGAACCCGACAUUCUUCGUCAAUUCCAGAUGAGUGGCGAUUCGAGACAGCAACCAGUCAACGCCGCUCCUCAAGUGGCCUUCUUACCAGGCCCUCGCAGCUUGAUGUACCCGGCACCCCGUGCACAUGCUGCUCAACCCCAUCCUCCACAGGCACCAAAAAAGCCGAAACCGAUUUUGGCCAGAGCGGUCAACAUGAACGAGGCAUUGACGAAAGAGUGGUACGACCCGAAAACCGUGGCGAGAGACAUCAUGAUCGCUGCGGGGCGCCAUCCAACUGAGAGGCCACUCAACGCACACAUGGCUGGCCUGUUAGGCAGUCAUAUUGAGCUUGACUCGGACUUGACUACGUUCGACUGGGACGCCAUCGAUCCAGGCGGACCUCCUGUACCGAAGGUCGAUGUCGUUGACAUUCCAGCUGGACCUCCACGCUAUCGAUUUGGCGAGAAAGUGCACAAGCGACGUGAGCGCGCCGAGCGCAAGGCUCUAGCAGAAGCGAGCUCGGCAAGCUCAGAACCACGCUUGGCCGAAACAAGCAAGGUCGAUUCAGGCGACGCGACCGCCGAGAUCCCCGCGUCUCCGGUACCUGCGCCUGCGCACAUCACUUCCCCCGCUCUUUUCGCCCGCCUCAACUCGGGUAAAAACAAACGCUUCCAGGACAGCGAUCAUAGUCAAGCUCGGCCAUCAAAGCUGCGCGAUUCGCUCAAGAGUACACCUGAGAGCAGCGCUACUCCAGGCAAGCGUAAAGCAAGUGUCGAUCCCGAUGGUGCACCUGCUCCUCACGCUGCACCCGCAAUUGCAACGCUCAAGCCCGGCCGUCCCCGUUCACGCGCAUCCGAUAUGAGUGACGCGAAUCGUUCGACACCGACCUUCGCUUCCGGGAAACGUCGUGGCCGCCCACCUGGAUCUAAGAACAAGCAAUCCAGCCUCACCGCCUUGCGCCAGACCGCGCGAACGUCUCUCAGCAAUCCUCAGGUUGAGAUCCCCAGCAAGUCCGCCUCGCCUCAGACUCAACCAGUCUAUAAGUGCAAAUGGAUGCGCUGCAAAGCGGAACUGCACAACCUGGGCACUUUGCGGAAACACAUUCGCAAGAAGCACUAUCCUGAAGAAGACGAGCUGGGCGAGCAGCUACCUUUCGAAUGCUGGUGGAAGAGAUGUCCCGAGAAAGACUCUGAUGGUCACUAUCACCCAAAGGAGGCCUUCGACAAUGUGGACGAUUGGAUCGAGCACAUCAACGAAACCCACCUGCAUGAGAUGGCCAUGAAGUUGGGUGACGGACCCAGCACCUCCCCAGUUGGUAAGCCAGACACACAUCCCCAUAAACGCCGCAAAUUAGCUUCAUCCCCUGAAGUUGACAGGCACGGUGCAUUGAUAUCCUCGUACUUUCCUAUCCCGCUGCAAGCACAAUCACUAGAACAAUCUCUUACAGAUCCGCAGGCCCUUGAAGCCGCGAAGACACGAUUCCUUUCCGAUGCCGGUGGACGCGCUACUACACCCGCGCUUUCUAUCGACAAGAACGACGAUCUUCCCUCUGACACAUGGAUCAUAACCUCCACCGUACCACGUAAAGCCGGCCGCAGCAAUAGCAUGGGCAUGGAGUCAGCCAAUGGCGCCGAGGUCGAUGCCAAUGUGCAGGCACAAAGGGCAUUUUUGAAAGCUCAUCGACAGAGAGGUGAGCGGGGCGCCCUCGGAUUGAAGAUUGAGGCCGAGGAGACACUCAAAGCAAUGGAGAAGAGGAAGAAGGACAUCGGUGUUGGCCUCGAUCGAGGCGGAUGUACCUUGGUGAACGAGGCCAGAAGAAGCGCGUUUCUCAUGGAACCAGGCAUAAGGCGAGAGGUGGAUGCCGAUUACUGA
Molecule: messenger RNA, 4383 nt
Organism: Cyphellophora europaea CBS 101466
Lineage: Eukaryota; Fungi; Ascomycota; Eurotiomycetes; Chaetothyriales; Cyphellophoraceae
Exons: 1
Coding region: 1-4383 (1460 amino acids)
Source: RefSeq, a predicted model, not a curated record